UUAGAGUGCCAUUUGGGACAGGAUCUGAGGCUAAGCAGCAGCGCCUUGUGUCACGUGUUCGGUGUGUCAUCAGCAGACGCUGUGAGCUGCUAGAUUUUGCUGACAGGGAGUCCGUCUAUGCUUCACUCAAACCCAGGUGAUGUCAUUAAAGAUGGAGAUGGAUGUCAGUGGAGCAUCCAGGACACCCAUAUCUGUUCUACCUGCUGCUGAGGCAAAAAGCACCCUGAAGCUUGAGCCUGACAAACCCCGCUGCUCCAGCACACCCUGCUCCCCAAUGAAAAAUACUGUCUCAGGAUACAAAAUUCUUCACAUGAACUCCAACUAUUUGGUGGGCUUCACCACUGGCGAGGAGCUUCUUAAAUUAGCUCACAAGUGGUCUAGCCCAGAGAACAGCAACACAGAUGCCUUGCCCAGCCCCAUCAAAAAGCCUGUGGAUAUAGGUUUGCACAGAGCUUCACGGAUUUACAAAGCCAAAAGCCGCUACUACCAACCUUAUGACAUCCCAGCCAUCAAUGGGCGUAGGAGGCGCCGUAUGCCUAGUUCAAGCGACAGCUGCUUGAAAUCUAUGGUGGCCAUGGAGCCCAGUAAGUCUUUGCACGGCCCCCUGCCCCUCUGCCUUUUAAAGGGCAAGCGGGUGUAUUCCAAGUCCCUGGACUACCUCAACCUGGACAAGAUGAGCAUAAGGGAGCCGGCAGACACAGAGGUGCUGCAGUAUCAGCUGCAGCAUCUUACCCUGCGGGGUGAGCGCAUGUUCACCCGCAACAAGACAUGAGUGCCCGUGUGUCUGUUGUUCAAAGCCACUGCCGGAGUGAUCUGACUGUGAUUUAUGGCGUUGAUUUUUACCACUCUGAUAAUAAGCAGUUCCUCUGCAAGGCAUCCAUAGAACACUAAUCUUGUUUGUUAACCGUAGAUUUGUUGAAGCACCAUCAGGCACAGUUAUGACAAAAAUUAAAGGAAUUGUUCACCCAAAAAUGAAAACACAUUAUCAUUAUUUACUUAUUGUACAGUUAUAACCAUAUCCUAUUAUUUUUUUAGUGGAAACUUUCAUACAAGGACACUUAUCACCAUGUGUCAAGCUCCAAUAAGUGAAAAAAAUUAAAUUAUAUGUAUAAAGGUAGUCCCUUAUGACUCAUUAAUAAUGUCUUUUGAAGCCAUAUGUGUGAGGAACAGGCUUAAAAUUAAGUUGUUAUUCACUGCUAAUCUUCCCCUCCACCAAAAUGUUAUGUCAUUUACCAGGUUGGAUGUAAUAGAUUAUGUCAUAAUUGAAUAUGGCUAGUUGUUUCAAAUAUACUAAAUGGCGAUUGAGAUUUGAGAGCUGCAUCGGAUGGGAAGAUUUUAAGAAAAACUUACAUUUCAGUCUUCACACAGAGGUAUUAUGUGUCUUCAGAAUGUUUGUUGUAUAGUGCAUGAGUCAUUAUAGGUAUGUAAAACAGUUAAAGGAUGGGCAAGGAGGCGGCGAGAACCGGCUUGUCAACAUAAAUAAUAAUUUAAUAAGAAACUUAAAACACAACAUAAACAAACACACAUGUGGACAUGUCCGUAAUUCUCUCGCUCUCGAACCAUCGUCACCGGCCACCUUUAUCCCUCACGCGCCUCAUCAGGCCGAUUGGGGACCGGGCGUGCGAUAUUCCGACUGGCCCCGCCCCCUCCGCUCCACACUCCUCCCGGCAUUAUCUCAGGCCGGGUGCCACCGGCAUGACGUACACCCCGCCCCAGCAGUGUAUCUUGCGUCCCGCGUGGUCAUCCCCACCUUCCUCGCCCUGGGAGGAGACAGGAGGGGAAGACAACAACAACAAAACAAAAUAGGCGAGGGAAAAGGCCAACACGGUGCGACAGGGAGAGAGAGAAAAAGCUCACUCACCGGUUCUCUGAUGUACCGUGGCGUGGUCCUCGAACACUCCUCCACACUCAGGCGGACGACAGCCGCUCCACCCCCGGGCGAACCGGAGUGAAACCGUCGACCCCCAGCGGGUAGAACGCGCCUCCGCUUUUCUGGCGGCAAAUGGGGACACUCCUCCGCCCCUGGCAGCGGCUCUACCGCUCCGGGCGGUCGGAGAGUUUCUUCCCU
This is a messenger RNA of Xyrauchen texanus (razorback sucker), 2068 nucleotides long. RefSeq names its product macrophage immunometabolism regulator (gene macir). Gene Ontology annotation, biological process: negative regulation of cytokine production involved in inflammatory response; negative regulation of fibroblast migration. The record is from RefSeq and is a predicted model, not a curated record. Lineage: Eukaryota; Metazoa; Chordata; Actinopteri; Cypriniformes; Catostomidae. The coding region runs from base 140 to 772 and encodes 210 amino acids. The transcript has 2 exons.